AUGUGGCAGAUUCUCGAUGCUCUUAAAUACCUCCAUGGGAGGGGGUUCGUGCAUCGUGAUAUCAAGCUGGAGAACCUUCUCUUGCUGAAUGCUGGCCCAUGUCCGCAGCUGAAGCUUGCAGACUUCGGUAUGGCCACUGAGUUUCAGAAAGGAGAGCUGAUGACCCAGCGAUGCGGCUCCCCGGGUUACAUGGCGCCUGAAGUCCUUCGAGGUGGCUACACCGAGCUUUGCGACCUGUGGAGUAUGGGGGUAGUGUUCUACCAGAUGGCCAUGGGCAAGCGGUUGUGGCCCUCACCCGGACCCACGAGCUGCACUACCACCAGGUUCUGGCAGAGACCCCCCUCACCCUGA
Molecule: messenger RNA, 351 nt
Organism: Symbiodinium sp. CCMP2456
Lineage: Eukaryota; Dinophyceae; Suessiales; Symbiodiniaceae
Source: the annotation of a GenBank genome assembly